Messenger RNA from Thrips palmi, 2078 nucleotides. RefSeq names its product nuclear envelope integral membrane protein 1 (gene Nemp). Gene Ontology annotation, cellular component: nuclear envelope. NCBI's taxonomy places the organism in Eukaryota, Metazoa, Arthropoda, Insecta, Thysanoptera, Thripidae. Bases 151 to 1362 code for a protein of 403 amino acids. The record is from RefSeq and is a predicted model, not a curated record. The transcript has 8 exons.
UCCUCUCACUACCGCUCCCCCCUCUCCCCCCGUGCCCCACAAACCGGCUUAUUUGGUUACGGAAAACGACAUUCAAUCAUCAACAGAAGGAUUGUUUGAGAAAAAUAAAGCGAGUACGAGGCUUCGCAGCGCCUCCACAUAUUUUAAGACAUGUUUUGGCCGAAAUUAUUUCUGUUUAUUUGUUCCCUUGUUCUUGCCAAGUGUGCUACCGGCAAGGAGAAUGUCAGAGAUGGAGCGCUCAAUCUUAUUCCUGGAGAAACACUUCGUUGUUGUGAUUCAUUACGAGCCAGAGAGCUGCAGACGUACUGCUACAGUGGCAGACCGAAACACAUCUUACACAUUUGGCAGACUGUUUUGCUGAAGAUUCAAACGACCUCUGACAAUUUUGAAAUCUAUGAUGGAGGAUCUCCAGAGGCAGUUCAGGCGGCCUACGAACAACAUCAGUCAUCGUGGAGUUUCAACUUGAUUUGGGGUGCUCGGAAAGGAAGAGAGGUGAAGCUCUCUCCCUUCAAUCGUAGCUGUAUUGGCAUUAGUAGUUCAAAAGACUAUUCCGUGUACUUACAUGUGAUUCGUGUAGAUUAUUGGCGAGUCUUACUCUUAGUAUGUGGACUUAUCUUGUUUUUAUCAGCUCCUCGCCUGUGCGAAAACACUCUGUUUUAUUAUAUAAAUGGUGUUUCUAUCGGAAUGUUAGCAUCAUUCCUUAUUCUUAUAUACAUGAUCAGUCGUCUACUUCCUAGAAAACCUAUGAUGUAUGGAUUUGUGUUUGGAGGGUGGGCUGUGGUGGUGUACCUCUUCCAAAUGUUAUGGGACAACCUGCGGAUUGUACUUGUAGAUUACAGACUCUACGUCCUGUCAUACGUUGCCAUUACAGGAUUCCUGAGUUUCAUCGUAUGCUACAGAUUUGGUCCUGUUACUGAUAAACGUAGUAUAAACCUUAUCAAGUGGUCACUUCAGGGCAUCUCUAUGAUCAUAAUCCUAUGCAGCAGCCAAUUCCAGGAAGCAACUGUUGCCAUUGUCCUUAUUCUUGUUGCACUUUACAACUUUCCCAAAGUGUUGGUAUCCAAGGCAGUAUCUCAAUGGAAACGACGUUUUCCCCCUAAAGUUGAGCUGUUGUCAGAUGACCAAUACCAUGAGCAGGGAGUUCGUGAGACUCAAAAAGCUCUUGAUGAGCUGCGGGGUUACUGUUCAAGCCCUGACUGCAACCAGUGGAAAACAGUUCUCCGCUUAAAAGAUCCUGUGAGGUUUGCAAGCUUUGUCGAAGGAAAGUCUCAUUUGGUUGACCGUGAAGUCCUGGACUAUGAAACUGCAACACCUAGAGAACUUGAUUAUUCAGAAGAUUCUGAAUUGGACUUAACUGAUUAAUUUAUUUUAUAGUAAAUCUAGAUAUAAUACCAUAAAACAGGUUUUGUUUUACAUGUUUUGUUUUUUCUUUUGGGAGGUUGUUUUAGUGCCUUUUGUACACAGCUGUUCUCUGUCUGUACACUGUGUCUAUUUAUUGUAACUGAACAUCUGUUUAUAUCAUUUGAUGUGACUGAAACUGUGAAAUAUUCAUAAUUUAUUUUCUGUAAAGUGUCUGUUUCUAUGAGAAACUUAGUUCUCAUUUGUAGGUUUGUUUUAUUUUUAGUGUAAUAUUUUAAGUGUGUUAAACCUCCUUUGUCAUCUAGAAGUUAACUUAUUCUUAAAUUGCUCAGCCACUUUAAUUUGUACAACCUUUUAAUGUCAAUCCACAUAAUCAAUGGAUUUUGUAACACUGUUUAAGAAUGAAUUCUUGUUUAUUUUUGCUCAUCUCACUUCAUCCUCGAUUGUGUUUGCAGCAUCCUUUCACUUUGGCCUGAAGUAUUUUAUAUUGUACUCCCUUCUCAACAUCUGAUCUCUGUUGCUAGUCAAUAAUUAAGAGGCCUCACUUUGCAGAUUCAAUUAAUGAAUUUCAAUCCUGAAGUAAUGUUUUUUUUUGUUUCAUGUUUAUAGCCCCUUUGGUCCAAUUAUUUCAUUCUUGACGAGUAUUUUGUCUUCCUCUUAUAUGAAUAAUAAGUUUGUAAUGUGAUUUAUUUGUAAUAAAUCUCUCUAUUUGACAUGUA